Tricharina praecox is the source of this 1537-nucleotide messenger RNA. RefSeq lists its product as uncharacterized. Lineage: Eukaryota; Fungi; Ascomycota; Pezizomycetes; Pezizales; Pyronemataceae. The transcript has a single exon. The coding region runs from base 164 to 1537 and encodes 457 amino acids. The record is from RefSeq and is a predicted model, not a curated record.
UCUCAAUCGUAUGAGGUUGCUAGGUUGGCCGACGCUUGUAGUAACCUCCGGCAAUCAUACCUGAAGGUACUAAGGGGGAAACAAUUCAAUACUAAGCACACUGUCACUCCCCCGGGGCGUUUCAGCCAAGCCUCCGCCUUGUUCAGCGGACCCGUAUCCCGCGAUGUCGCUACAUUACCUACCAGUGCUGUUGACGUCUUGCAUCGUACUGGCAUUGGCAGCACCGGCAUCGCCAAAUAUCACGGACGGUGCCGAGUCCGCCAGAACGAAACACACACGAUUCGGUACGUUCGAACCGGAGCCCAAAGGGCGCGGAACAUGGGGCCUACUUUUCAGCUGUACCGUGACCUUUGGAUUCUGCGUCUGGACGGCAGUACACCCAAACAUCAUCCGCGGGGUCGCAAACCGGUACCGGUUCUGUCAUAAGGCGGCACUGAUGGUCGUGUCGAUCAUCGUUCCCGAGGGCAUGAUCGUGUGUGCGUUCGGCGAGUGGUGGGAGGCCCGCAAGCUGAAUAAAGCCUGGAAGACUCACUGCGCCAAUCAACCGGAUUAUUUGGGGAUGGAUGGGGCGUUUUUUGUUGUCAUGGGGGGGUUCGUACUUGAUCCCAGCGUGACAAAGGAAGCUGGGGAGAGGGUACCAACAAUACCGGAAUACACGGCGGAUACGGCAACACUGACGUCGGCGGGCUUCCUAAAACACCUCAGGGACCACCGGAUCGAUACGAAAACCUUUGACAAAGCUGCGAUAUUGGACAAGUGCAAAGUCAGCAACAUCAUGAAGUUGUUUUCCAGCUUCCAGGCUAUAUGGCUGUUCGCCUCGUGCUUUGCACGGUGGAAUGCGAAUCUUCCGCUGACGCUACUCGAGAUUCACGUCCUGAUUCAAGUAGGAUGCACAAUGUUCACCUUCGCCUUCUGGUGGAACAAGCCACUCGAUAUCAACGAACCCCUCACCAUCAGCCUCCGCCCACCCAAAACUGAAGAUCCCCCCUCACCGGACACCCACCGUCACAUCCGUCGCGCUCCUCUCCUCGAGCACGAGUACGAACGCCCCAGAAAACUGCUUUACAUCAAGGAACAGUGUCCCUCUAGCGUGAUUGCAGUCAUCGCAAAGGCUUUCUACGACAUACUCGUCAACUUCUCUCCCAUCGAUCUCGACGAAGAAACGGACGACGAAUCAUCCAUGAGCUUCAUAUACAGCAACAUGCGCAUCCUCAUGGAGCUGUUCUUCGUCGUGAGCGUCGGGAUCUUCCAUGCCACCGCUUGGAACGUGGAGUUUCCCUCCUCCGUCGAGCGCAUCCUCUGGCGCGUCUCCACCGUCGGGAUUUGCAUCUUUCCCGUAUGCCUUGCGGUAAUGGCAAUUCCCUGGGGCUACCAGCAGGAUAUCAUCAACGUUACCUGGGAGUUCCACUCGAAGAACAUCAGUAUUCUGCGGCUUCACGAAGAGUCCCUGAAGGCGACUGACAUACUGGCCAAAGCACAUGCCAAGAGGAUAGAGAGCAAAUCGACAGCCUGGUGGAUGUAUCAGUACAUUCUAUGA